AUGGCUUUCGUUCACAUGCUCUGCAUUGCUUCACUACUGUCACUUUUCAUGGCGGCCAACGCCAGAAUCCCAGGCGUUUACACCGGCGGGCCAUGGGAGGGCGCCCACGCCACCUUCUAUGGCGGCAGCGACGCCUCUGGAACCAUGGGCGGUGCUUGUGGGUACGGAAACCUCUACAGCGAGGGCUACGGCGUCAACACGGCGGCCCUGAGCACAGCUCUGUUCAACAAUGGCCUCAGCUGCGGAGCCUGCUUUGAGAUUAAGUGUGGAGAUGACCCCAAAUGGUGCCACCCAGGCAACCCCUCCAUCUUCAUCACUGCCACCAACUUCUGUCCUCCAAACUACGCUCUGCCCAACGACGAUGGCGGCUGGUGCAACCCUCCUCGCACCCACUUUGACCUUGCCAUGCCCAUGUUUCUCCAGAUCGCUGAGUACAAAGCUGGUAUCGUCCCCGUCUCCUUCCGCCGAGUCCCAUGUAGAAAGGAAGGCGGAGUGAGAUUCACAAUUAACGGCUUCCGUUACUUCAACUUGGUUCUAAUCACCAACGUCGCGGGCGCAGGAGAUAUCGUGCGGGUGAGCGUUAAAGGCGCGAACACUGAGUGGAUGCCGAUGAGCCGCAACUGGGGACAAAACUGGCAAUCCAAUGCAGACCUGGUGGGCCAGACCCUGUCCUUUAGAGUCACGGGCAGUGACAGGCGUACCUCCACCUCAUGGAACGUGGCACCCGGUCAUUGGCAGUUCGGACAAACUUUUUCCGGGAAGAAUUUCCGGGUUUAA
Molecule: messenger RNA, 777 nt
Organism: Prunus armeniaca (apricot)
Lineage: Eukaryota; Viridiplantae; Streptophyta; Magnoliopsida; Rosales; Rosaceae
Source: the annotation of a GenBank genome assembly